AUGAAAAUGGCUCUUGGACCUCCAGUUUCAACAACAGCUUUUGUUGUUGUUUAUAAUCCAUCACAAUACAUUCAUAGUAUUACAAAUGGACAAAAUGCUGAACGAAUUGAAGCACUUAAACAUUUGUUUGAAUGUAUAACACAUUCGGAUAUUGAUCUUAUAACUUUAGGAGGUAUUUGGUUAUGUAUAACAGUGAAAUUCGUCUAUGUGCAUUUAAAUGUAUAUUAG
Rotaria sordida is the source of this 228-nucleotide messenger RNA. NCBI's taxonomy places the organism in Eukaryota, Metazoa, Rotifera, Eurotatoria, Philodinida, Philodinidae. The record is from the annotation of a GenBank genome assembly.